CAACUGGAUGAUAUAUUUGUAAAUGCCUACCUCGGGAUUCCAUUUGCCCAGCCACCUAUCGGUAAUCGAAGAUUUGCAUUGCCUGAAAUGGUUGAACCAUGGCAAGGUGAAUUGGAAGCCCAAAAACCUGCUCGAACAUGCUACAUUACUCCAGACAGUCAAUUCCCGCAAUUUCCUGGAGCCGAAAUGUGGAAUCCACCAAAUGUAUACGAUGAGGAUUGUUUGGCGUUGAAUAUGUGGGUACCGGAGAAACAUGACGGAAAUGUAAUGGUAUGGAUUUAUGGUGGUGGUUUCUAUUCCGGUUCACCAUCUUUGGAUCUUUAUGAUGGACGAGUACUCGCAAGUCGUCAAAAGAUAAUCGUUGUUAAUAUUAAUUACAGGCUAGGACCAUUUGGUUUCCUGUAUUUUGGUGACAGAUCAUCGAUACCCGGUAAUAUGGGUCUAAUGGAUCAGCAACUUGCUUUACGAUGGAUCUACGAAAAUAUUGCCUCAUUUGGUGGUGAUCCAAAUAAGAUAACAUUAUUUGGGGAAAGCGCAGGUGCAGCAUCAGUGACGGCACAUUUCUUUGCGCCCGGAAGCUUUCGUUAUUUUCGGAGAGCAGUGCUUAUGAGCGGUACAAUUGCGAAUUCAUGGGCCAUAAAAGAGAAAAAUAUGGCAUUACAAACGGCGAUGUUUUUGGCAGAUAAAUUAAAUUGCACUGCUGGGCACGGCAAAAUUUCGGAUGUCAAUUUGAUUGCAAAGUGUAUUCGGCAAGCACCUGCUGCAAGCAUACAGAAAGCAGCGGAUGCUGUUGGCGUGGAUCAGGCCCUACCGAUGACUUUCCCAUUUGUGCCUGUCGAAGAAGAUGAACAUUUUUUCAAGGGUAAUAUAUUUACGAAAUUGAAAAUGCGCGAUUUUACAAAGAAUAUAAGCGUAUUGAUUGGUUCGAUGAAAGAUGAAGGCACUUACUGGUUGCCUUAUUAUUUUCUCAAUCCUAAAAUGGGUUUCCAGUUCAAUCAUACCAUAUCUGCUGAUGAUCCUACCAAUCGAGCAUUAAUUAAUAGAGCACAAUACACUUGUUCAAUCCAAUCGUUUAUACCAUAUUUUGAUGAUUCUCAAUUAGUGAAGCAUGCACUGUUGCAUGCAUAUGAAGAGGUCAGUUUAAUUGAUUUAAUUUUUAUUGAAUUAAUGACUGAUUUGCGUAUGCGCAAGGUGUCGGAAAGCAAGGAUCCACAAGAAAGACUGCGUGAUGGCGUUGCACGCUUUAUUGGAGAUUUCUUUUUUACGUGCAGCUUAAUUGAAUUUGCUGAUAUUCUAGCAGAUAAUAUUUAUGGUUCCGUAUAUAUGUAUUAUUUUACAGAGAGAUCUUCAGCGAAUCCAUGGCCAAAAUGGAUGGGAGUAAUGCAUGGUUACGAAAUUGAAUAUGUGUUUGGACAGCCAUUCAGGCAUAGCCAUCUAUAUGCACAAUCACAGGUCGAUUCUGAGAAACGUUUCUCGGAAGCAAUCAUGAAGUACUGGGCUACUUUUGCUAUUGAAGGCGCCCCCAGACCAAAAUGGCCAAAGUAUAACAAAGUGACGCGUAAAGCAUUCGUACUUAAUGAUGAAAUAACAAGUAGCAGUCAUAAGAUUAUUGUUGACGUACAUGGGAAAUCUUGCAAUUUGCUCUCCGAAGCCCAAGCUGUUGUAAAUCAUAGUAAGAUUUUAUCAUAA
Acanthocheilonema viteae is the source of this 1689-nucleotide messenger RNA. Lineage: Eukaryota; Metazoa; Nematoda; Chromadorea; Rhabditida; Onchocercidae. The record is from the annotation of a GenBank genome assembly.